Aphanomyces astaci is the source of this 1518-nucleotide messenger RNA. RefSeq lists its product as hypothetical. Gene Ontology annotation, molecular function: diaminopimelate decarboxylase activity. The record is from RefSeq and is a predicted model, not a curated record. Bases 1 to 1518 code for a protein of 505 amino acids. The transcript is spliced from 7 exons. Gene Ontology annotation, biological process: polyamine biosynthetic process. NCBI's taxonomy places the organism in Eukaryota, Oomycota, Saprolegniomycetes, Saprolegniales, Verrucalvaceae.
AUGGAGAAAGUCCAAGCGCUCGAUGUCACGCAGUACAAGACCACCUCCAAGUCCGCGGUGGAGGCCGCUUUAGACAUAUGCCAGGAAUUGGCGUGGGAUCCAACCGAAGUCGUUCAAGCGUCGCUUCUCGACCUCCUUGUCAUGCGUCUGUCAAAUCACCCAUCGACUGAGAUUGAAUCGCUACGCGAGGACAGCAAAUCCCUGCAUGUAGUCGAAACCCAGCAUUACGUGCGAGGCUCUAGUGUCCAGGACAUCGUCAAACAUACUAUUUCGUCGCUGGGUGAUAUCAACGCAGUGGAUCUCAUCUCCACGUCUAAACUCAAAGCGCGCUUGGAGUCGCUCCAUGCCGCCUUCCCCGGCGCCCACUUCAACCACGCGAUUGCGGUCAAGGCCAAUCCCAUCCGCAGCGUGCUGAGAAUCGUGCAAGAGAUGGGCUUUGGGGCCGAGUGCGCCUCGUUCGCCGAGGUUCACCACGCACUGAGCCUCAACUUUGCCCCUCGGUCGGUGGUCUAUGACUCGCCCUGCAAAACGUACGACGAGCUCAAAACUGCACUGCAGCUGGGCUGCUACAUCAACCUCGACAACGAGGACGAAAUCGACAAAGUGGCGCGCGUUUUCAUCGACUUGUACGGACCGUCGGGCGUUCCGGCCGACAGGCUCCUCCACGACCGCCAAAUCGGCCUUCGCAUCAACCCCGUCGUGGGCGGCGGUUCCAUCGCGUCCACAAGCACGGCCACAAGCUCCAGCAAGUUUGGCCUGCCGUGGACCCCCGACACGCAAGCCACCCUCGUCGCCCUUUUCCACGCGCAUCCGUGGCUCCAAGGCGUGCACGUCCACGUCGGGUCCCAAGGGUGUGCGUUGGACCUCCUCGUGGCCGGCGCCAAGCGGGCCGUGGAGUUUGCCGCGUUGGUCAAUACCCAUGUCGGCCGUGACCAGGUCCGCGUGGUGGACAUCGGGGGCGGCCUGCCAACCGUGUACGACGGCGUGUCCGACCUAACGUACGAAGCAUAUGCCGUCCAACUGCGCGCCCACGUGCCCGCCGUGUUUUCGUCGGCGCUGUCCGUCGUGACCGAGUUUGGGCGGUCUGUGUUUGUCAAGGCAGGGAUCACGCUCACCAAGGUCGAAAGCGUCAAGCGAUGGGACGGCCAGAACAUCGCCGUGGUGCAUGUGGGCGCCAACCAGUUCCUGCGCACGGCCUACCUGCCGCACCAGUGGCCCCAUGUGUUUUCCGUGUUUGACGCGACGGGGGCGUUGAAAUCGGGACCGCUCGUCCGCCAAGACAUUGCGGGGCCGCUGUGCUUUUCAGGGGACUUCUUGGCCAAGCAAGUGCUCCUGCCUCAAAUCCACGCCGGCGACUACAUUGUCAUCCACGACACGGGCGGGUACACAGUGUCCAUGUACUCCAAGUACAACAGUCGCCCUUCCACGGCCAUCUACGGCUACGACGACCAACUCGGCCUCACGCCAUUCAAAGAACAAGAAACAGUCGACCAAGUCCUGGCAUUCUGGGGGCCUUAA